AUAUCUCAAUCCCCUCUCGCCAACCUUCGAAGCAAGCAAGCAAGCAGUCACCUGAGCAAAGCAAAGCAAAGCAAAGCAGGGCCAGAGCAAAGCAACGAUCCAGCGCCCGCAUUUCCCCCCAUUCAACGCGCAGCGCGCGCACGCAAUGGCGGCGCUGAGGAAGCCGUCGUUCGGGACGCGGGCGUGGCGGCUGCUGCGGCUGGCGGUGCUGUGGGCGCGGAAGGGCGGCGCGGCGCACAGCCUGCGCCUGCUCCGCACGCUCCGCCGCCACGGCGCGCGCGGCGACCGGCUCCGCCACGGCGGCGAGCGCGAGUACUCCAUCGACGAGACGCCGGCGUUCCGGUUCCGCACCCCGUCCGCGCGCGUGCUCCGCCUCAUCCCCUGCAUCGCGCCGGCCACCCCGGGCCUCUGCGCCGACGACCGCUACUUCUUCAGCAGCGCCGCCGCACGCGAGGUGGACGAGGCCGCUGGCGGGUACUGCUACGCCGACGACCCACGGAGCGCGCGCCACGUCGAGGAGGAGGAGGAGGACGAGCUGAGCUGCUGUGGCGAUGACGAGCAGCUGCUGGAGCGGGUGGUGGCGGAGGCGUGCCACGCGAGCACCGCAGGGUCGGUGGCAGGGGAGGGUGGCGAGGACGCCGGGGUGGACGUCAAGGCGGAGGAGUUCAUCGCCAGGUUCUAUGCGCAGAUGAAGCUGCAGCGCCAGAUCUCCUGGCUGCAGUACAACGAGAUGAUGGAGAGGAGCAUCAGCUAGAUUGCUGAUCCUUGAUUACGGCUAGUUGUAGCGGUUGAACUUUGAGCGCUGGUUCGUCGAUAGUAACGCGUACAUGUACAUAAAAGUAUUAUUUUAUACAGUACGAGUAUAUUUAAGAAUCUUGUUCUAUCUCCGGUUUAUAAAAACUGGUUUAUAAAAAAUAGGUUAAUGGUGUUUGAAAA
This is a messenger RNA of Zea mays, 936 nucleotides long. RefSeq names its product long cell-linked locus protein. The transcript has a single exon. Lineage: Eukaryota; Viridiplantae; Streptophyta; Magnoliopsida; Poales; Poaceae. Bases 146 to 754 code for a protein of 202 amino acids. The record is from RefSeq and is marked provisional.